Messenger RNA from Encephalitozoon intestinalis ATCC 50506, 327 nucleotides. RefSeq names its product 60S ribosomal protein L30. Lineage: Eukaryota; Fungi; Microsporidia; Unikaryonidae. Gene Ontology annotation, cellular component: cytosolic large ribosomal subunit. Bases 1 to 327 code for a protein of 108 amino acids. The transcript has a single exon. Gene Ontology annotation, molecular function: structural constituent of ribosome; RNA binding. The record is from RefSeq and is a predicted model, not a curated record.
AUGAGUGGAAAGAGCAGCAAGGGUGACAACGUUACAUCUGCACUUCUGUUAGCGAUGAAGACUGGAGAAUGUAUUGUUGGAUUUAAGAGGGCCAUAAAGUCUAUCAUUAUGAAGAGGGCAAAAUGCCUUGUUAUUUCAUCAAAUUACCCAUCCACAAAGAGGAAGCAGCUUGAGUAUUACAGUGUCCUUGCAGGGGGACUUCCUAUUAUUUUCCACAAUGCUAACAACGAGGAGCUAGGAAACAUCACCGAGAGAGGGCAUAGACUGGGAUGCAUUUCGAUCAUUGAUCAAGGUGAGGCAGAUCUAAUACCUGCAAAGGGAGAAUAA